Messenger RNA from Scomber scombrus (Atlantic mackerel), 3661 nucleotides. RefSeq names its product E3 ubiquitin-protein ligase TRIM39-like. Lineage: Eukaryota; Metazoa; Chordata; Actinopteri; Scombriformes; Scombridae. The record is from RefSeq and is a predicted model, not a curated record. Bases 1474 to 3111 code for a protein of 545 amino acids. The transcript is spliced from 3 exons. Gene Ontology annotation, molecular function: zinc ion binding; protein binding.
UAACUCUCUGUGAGCGGUUUGUAAGGAAGUCUUUGAUACAUGUGCAGGUGGUGAUGGAGAGGUCUAAGUCUUGUAUGGAUCUAUGAGCUCUAUAAACAAACUGCUGAGGGUCAAACGUGGGAGGGAGACUGGUUUUAAUGUGGUGCAGGACAAGUUUCUCAAAACACGAUCACUGGAGUAAGUGCAAUUGGUCUGUAAUCAUUCAGGUCCACAGAGACUGGCUUUUUGGAAACUUUAAUGAUAACUCCUCAUUCAAGAAGCCACACUGGUGAACAUUGCUCAUGUUCUGUAUUAGACCUGUGCUUUUUCCUGCUUUGACAUGUCUAAACAUCUGCUGUGAAAAAGGUUGAUUUGAAUCAUGUUUGCAACAUUCUGUUUGAAAUCCAUGAAUAACGUAAACAUACACAAUCAUGUUCUCUUGUUUAAAGCAGAAUAUAACACACGUGGCAAUGCUGACUGAUGAACAGUACCAUGAGCUUCAUGCAUCAGGUUACCUGCUAUCUUUCGCAUACAACGUUCUACCAUGGUCCAGAUGUUUCAGGAGUUUUCAUUGGGUAGUCGUUGAAUGGCACAGAGGAAAUGCAGAGCAAUAUGUUUAAUUAUUUUAAUUAGUUUAAUAAUAAAAUAUGUUUAUAACUAUAAUAAUUUAUUGUUGUAUCUGAGUAUUGGGGUGGCUGUGGCUCAGGAGGUAGAGCAGUCAUCCUCCGAUCGGAGGUUCAAUUCCCGGCUCCUCCAGUCCACAUGUCCAUGUAGCCUUGGGCAAGAUACUUAUUUCCGAAUUGCUCCCAGUGGCUGCGCCAACGGUGUAUGAAUGUGUAUGAAUGGUUAGUUUCCUUCCUGAUGAGCAGGUUGGCACCCUGCGUGAGAGUCCCUGUCAUCAGUGUAUGAAUGUGUGUGGAUGGGUGAAUGUGAAAUGUAGUGUAAAAGUGCUUUGAGUGGUCAAAAGGACUAGAAAAGCAUUAUAUAAGUACUGUCCAUUUAGCACUGGUAUUUGAGUAAAGAGCUUGUUUAUCGGAAAGUAUUGUUCUGUCUUUAACUCUGUCUCUCUCUAAAUCAUUGAUAAAGGAUAUGAUAUAUUAUAUUUACAGUAUGCAGUAUUAUUCAUAUCAUUCUUAUUAGGAAGUUUAUUAACUCAUAACCAUACAAUCUUACUUCUCCCUCAUUAGCACCAUGGAGAUGCCCUGGAGCAAGACCCUCAACCCCAACUGCUACAUCAGAUCAGACUGUGGUUGUACUGGGCAGUUUCUGCUGUGAAUGUGUGUGACUGUGUGAGUGUGAAUGGGGACUUCCUGUUGUCAGUGAACAAAGGUAGAGAAAAAAAUUAGAGGCGGAGCAACACUGGAAGAACAGGGGGAGUGUGUCAGCAUCACAACGGGGAAAUGAAAGUUAAAGAAUCUCACAGUUAGUGGAGAGAAAAGAAAAGAAAGACAACCAGCUUCUUCAGACCUUUUAACACACCUGCACCAGUUUUACAUGCACACAGACAUGUCUUCUGCCAGCAGUCUGUUAUCUGAAGAUCAGUUUCUGUGCUCCAUCUGUCUGGAUGUGUUCACUCAUCCAGUCACCAUACCAUGUGGACACAACUUCUGCAAGAACUGCAUCACAGAACACUGGGAUAUUAUUUCAUACUGUCAGUGUCCCAUGUGUAAAGAUGUCUUUGACAGAAGGCCUGAACUACGAGUCAAUACAUUCAUAUCUGAGAUGGCUGAUCAGUUCAGACGGUCAGCUGUAAAGAAAAGCAGCAGCUGCUCAGACCAACAAUGGACCAACACAGGAGAUGUUCUCUGUGACGUCUGCACUGAAACCAAACUGAAGGCUGUGAAGUCCUGUCUGGUGUGUCUGACCUCCUACUGUGAGACUCACCUGGACCUUCACCAGAAAAUGACAGUGAUGACAAGACACAAGCUGAUUGAUCCUGUGAAGAACCUGGAAGACAGAAUGUGUAAGAACCAUGAUCGACCUCUGGAGCUGUUCUGCAAGAAUGAUCAGAUGUGUGUGUGUCACUCCUGUGCUGAGUCAGGUCACAAACUUCAUCACAUUGUUCCUUUGAUAGAAGAAUAUGAAGAGAAGAAGGCUGAUCUGGGAAAGACAGAGGCCAAAAUUCAGCAGAUGAUCCAGGAGAGACGACUGAAGAUUCAGCAGAUUAAGGAGUCAGUGAAGCUCAGCAAGGAAGAUGCAGACAGAGAGACAGCAGACAGUGUGCAGGUCUUCACUGCUCUGAUCCAGUCUGUUGAGAGAAGUUUGGCUCAGCUCAUUGAGAUGAUUGAAGAGAACCAGAAAAGAACAGAGGAACAGGCUGAAGGCUUCAUCAAAGAACUGGAAGAGGAAAUCUCUGAGCUGAUGAAGAGAAGUGCUGAAGUGGAGCAGCUCUCAAACAUUGAAGACCAUCUCCAGUUACUCCAAAGCUUCUCAUCCCUGAACCCUGCUCCACCCACCAAAGACUGGACACAAGUCAAAGUUCAUGCAUUAUAUGGGGAGACUGUGAGGAAAGCUGUGGCUCAGCUGGAAGAGACAUUCAGUGAAGAGAGGAACAAUCGAUGUGAUGAUGUUGAGCUGAAGAGGGUCCAACAGUUUGCAGUGGAUGUUACUCUUGACCCCGAAACAGCAUAUGCAGCUUUCAUCCUGUCUGAUGAUGGAAAACAAGUCAAAUAUGAUGUGAAGAAGAAUCUCCCAUAUAAUCAAAAAAGAUUUAACUAUCGCUGUGUUUUAGGAAAGCAAAGUUUCUCUUCAGGCAGAUUUUAUUAUGAAGUUCAGGUUAAAAGGAAGACUGAGUGGACUUUAGGAGUGGCCAGAGAGUCGAUCAACAGGAAGGGACACAUGAGAUGGAGCCCAAACAAUGGUGUCUGGGCUAUGGAUUUGAGCGAUGAAGAUGGAUACAUAGCUCAUACUGUCCUUCUCUCUCUGAAGUCAAAGCCUCAGAAGGUGGGGGUGUUUGUGGAUUAUGAGGAGGGUCUGGUCUCCUUUUAUGAUGUAGAUGAUGAAACUCAUAUCUACUCCUUUACUGAUUGUAAGUUUACUGAGAAACUCUGUCCAUUCUUUGAUCCCUGUAAAAAUGAUAGUGGUAAAAACUCAGCCCCUCUGAUCAUCUGUCCUGUCAGUCACACUGAUUAAACGUGUGUUGUGGUCCUUCUGACAAAUGAACAGUGAUGAUGGACAAUGUCAUUUAAUUUACUUUACAGAUUCUGGUGAAUGUGGUUAUUACUUGAUUUCUUGUUAUAUUCAGUGAUAUAUAUAUAAUUAUAUUACACUUUUGAUGUAUUCCAUUACUGCUUUAACAUAUAGUAACCUACUCAUUUACCAACAACAAUCCAAUACAAUGACAUAACAAAAUGUGUAUGUAAUAGUGUGAGAACAUCACAAAAUAUUAUCCUUGUGGUGUUUAAACCUGCAGCGACAAAUCAUAAUAAUCGUUAUAACAGAGUUUGAUUGUUGUACAUAUAAGAAGUGCUGAAAGUUUUUUACAAACUCAUUUUUAAAAACAGCAUACUCAGACUUGUGUAUCUAAUUUAAUGCAGUGGUCUCACCACCAGGGGGUUUGGACCAUCCAAGAUCAGUCUGAGACCAUACAAGGAGGUCACAGGAGACUUGAAUGUUAAAUACAAUUGUACAGUUUGUGUAAUGAAUUAUGGGCACAUUAUUCAAAUAAAACAGUUGAUCUGGU